AUGAAAAAUCAAAAGGUAACAAUCAAGUGGAUACUAUAUUUAAAUUCUGUGUUGAAAGAAGCACAGUGGUUGAAUUCUGGUUACUUGCCAAAGGCAGAUGAGUACUUGAACAAUGGAAUUGUUAGUCCAGGAGUGCAUCUGGUACUUAUUCACACGUUCUUCCUCUUCGAUCACAGUCAAGAUAUAACUAAGGAAACUAUUGCUAUUUUGGAUGACGAUUUUCCAAAUAUCAUGUAUUCAGUGGCAAAAAUUCUUCGUCUAUCCGAUGAUUUAGAAGGAGAUAAGAGUGGAGAUCAAAAUGGUCUUGAUGGAUCAUAUCUUGAUUGCUACAUGAAUGAACACCAAUACAUUUCAGCUGAAGAGGCACAAAGACAUGUUGCUAACAUGAUUUCAAAUGAAUGGAAACGUCUCAAUCAAGAAAUAAUAAUCCCAAACCCAAUAUUUUCAUCAUCAUUUACCAAGUUUUGUCUUGAUGUUGCUAGAAUGGUUCCUCUCAUGUACCACUUCAAGAGUAAUCCAAGUCUCACCAAUCUACAGGAACUUGUGAAGUCAUUGGUUAAUGUUAAUGCUAGGUGAAUUUAAGUUUAAACAGCCUAUUAUAUUCUUGGAGUGAACAUGUCAGGUCAAAAUAGGAUAUUAUACUAUUGAUUUGCAUUAACUUCCUACUUUAGCCUAUAUUUGGUAUCACAGUGGAGACGCCAAGUUGUAUUCCUGGUGGCUAGGUGCUUAAAUGUUGUUUCCCUUGUAUUUUGUUUUAAGUAUGUAGCUUUGGUGCUGUUUCUGUCUGUCAUGGUUUUGUUGUGAACCACAUGGUGGUGGGUUGGAUCUUUUGUAUAGCUG
This is a messenger RNA of Trifolium pratense (red clover), 840 nucleotides long. Its product is annotated as probable terpene synthase 4. The coding region runs from base 1 to 576 and encodes 191 amino acids. Lineage: Eukaryota; Viridiplantae; Streptophyta; Magnoliopsida; Fabales; Fabaceae. The transcript is spliced from 3 exons. The record is from RefSeq and is a predicted model, not a curated record. Gene Ontology annotation, molecular function: magnesium ion binding; terpene synthase activity.